AUGUCGACCCCUUCAACAGCCACCGCAACACAUCCACACUAUGGCUAUUCCCAUCACCAGGUUGCAUACCAGACCAACGGCACAUAUCCGGCCCCCUCGUCGGGACCUGCUCGUCUAGCGAAUAACUACACUUAUUCUGCCAGCACCCCUACUGCACAGUCUCAUCCGCCUCUGCCGUCCAUCGCCAAGCCGAGCACUUCGUCGAGCAACGUCUCCUACGUGAACAAUACCAGCGGUGCCUCGAUGUCUGCCACCGCCUCGACCCGGAGGAAGAAGCCGAAUUGGCAAGAGUUUUAUAAAAAUGGCCUGCCGAAAGAGGUCAUCGUCAUCGACGACACCCCUCCCCCGGACCAAAACACCGCCUCUCGGUCGAUGAUGCCAACCGCGACAACGACAACAACGGCUAAUGGCCAGCCUGCUGGAAAGAAGAGAAGGACCGGUGUUGAGACGGCAUAUGACCUGAGCUACCAUGACCGUCCCUCGUAUUCCAUGAAUCCGCAACGUUACGGUGAGAAUUCUUCCGUCGGGUCCCUCUCGACCGACCGCACUACAUCGCUGCAUACAACCGCUCCCACAUCGCUCGGGUCGGCUGGCAGUGUGGGAACAACCAAUGGUGUCUACUACGAGGAUGCCAACAUUGGCCAGAAGCGAAAACGCAAUACUCGGACCUCGACUCGACAAGAGGCCAAGCGUCGAGAACUCGAGGGCGUGGGAGAUGCUUUUCUCAGUUAUAUCCCCCCACCCCAGCCUCCAGUCAAAGCAAAAGAAGUGCCUGUGCCAGUAAUCCGUGAUUUCCCAUACUCGAGGCACGAGAAGGUGGAUGAUGACGAUGGACACUACAUCGUAAACCCUGAUACGCCGCUCACCGAGCGAUACUCGAUUGUCCGAUUACUCGGCCAAGGCACAUUCGGCAAGGUUGUCGAGGCAUAUGACAAGCAACGCAAGGUUCGAUGUGCUGUCAAAAUCAUUCGAUCAGUGCAAAAAUACCGAGAUGCCUCGAAAAUCGAACUACGAGUCCUCUCCACCCUAGCCCAAAACGACAAAACAAACCGAAACAAGUGUAUUCACUUGCGAGACUGCUUUGACUUUCGUAAUCACAUUUGCAUUGUCACCGAUCUGCUCGGUCAAAGUGUCUUUGACUUUCUCAAAGGCAAUUCUUUCGUACCAUUUCCAAGCAGUCAAAUUCAAAAUUUUGCUCGUCAACUUUUCACGAGCGUUGCAUUCCUCCAUGACCUCAACCUCAUCCAUACCGAUCUCAAACCAGAGAAUAUUCUCUUGGUUAACAGCCAAUACCAAACCUUCACCUACAACCGCACCAUCCCCUCCUCCUCCCACACCACCGCCCGGAAUGCCCGUCACCGCCGGGUCUUGCUCGACAGUGAAAUUCGAUUAAUUGACUUUGGUUCGGCAACUUUUGACGACGAAUACCACUCGUCCGUCGUAUCAACGCGGCACUAUCGGGCACCUGAAAUCAUUCUAAAUCUAGGUUGGAGUUUUCCUUGUGACAUCUGGAGUAUUGGCUGCAUCCUCGUAGAGUUCUUUACAGGGGAUGCCCUAUUCCAGACGCACGAUAACCUCGAACAUUUAGCAAUGAUGGAGAGUGUGAUAGGGAGCAAAAUUGAUUCCAAACUAGUCAAACAGGUUGUGCAAGGUCGGGGUAAUAGUCAAAACCAGGCUGCCAAAUAUUUCAACCGCAACAAAUUAGACUACCCGAACGAGGAGACAACCCGGGCGUCUCGUAAAUACGUCAAAGCCAUGAAGCAAUUACAUGAAUUCCUACCUGGAGGCACUAGCUUCAACAAGCAGUUCCUUGAUCUUCUUCAGAGAAUAUUUGUCUAUGACCCUAAAAUGCGGCUGACAGCCAAACAAGCACUCAAACAUCCGUGGUUCAAAGAGAGUAUGGUCGAUGAUGGGACUGAAGCUGUACGGCUUGCCAAACUCCAUAAUCGUAUGCAGUCACGAAACUGA
Molecule: messenger RNA, 1968 nt
Organism: Talaromyces proteolyticus
Lineage: Eukaryota; Fungi; Ascomycota; Eurotiomycetes; Eurotiales; Trichocomaceae
Product: kinase-like domain-containing protein
Exons: 6
Coding region: 1-1968 (655 amino acids)
Biological process (GO): protein phosphorylation
Cellular component (GO): nucleus
Molecular function (GO): protein kinase activity; ATP binding
Source: RefSeq, a predicted model, not a curated record